This is a messenger RNA of Dermatophagoides pteronyssinus (European house dust mite), 5072 nucleotides long. RefSeq names its product transport and golgi organization 1 (gene Tango1). NCBI's taxonomy places the organism in Eukaryota, Metazoa, Arthropoda, Arachnida, Sarcoptiformes, Pyroglyphidae. Gene Ontology annotation, cellular component: endoplasmic reticulum membrane; endoplasmic reticulum exit site. Gene Ontology annotation, molecular function: protein binding. Gene Ontology annotation, biological process: endoplasmic reticulum to Golgi vesicle-mediated transport; protein secretion; vesicle cargo loading. The record is from RefSeq and is a predicted model, not a curated record.
AUCAAUCAAUCAAUUGAACAAAUGAUCAAAUUCAUUCGAUUGUUGUUGUUGUUUUUGUUGGAAAAUUCUUAAUUUUAUUGUUUGUUGUUCAUCAAAUAAACCAUUAAAUUAUGGUUAACAUAAUGAAACCUGUGUUAUUAUUAUUUCAUCAAAAUUUUCAAUCAUCAUACAUUAUUUGGUUAUUUACAUUUUGGCUAUUGAUUUCAAUAAAUGAUGCUAAAAGUAAAUUACCCAAUUAUCAAUCAAUAUUAUGUGCCGAUAUUCAUUGUAAAGAACCUAUCGCUGAUGGUAUUACAACCAUACGAUAUCCAUCACCGGAUAGAAAUUUAUUAUCAUUUAAAAAAGAUUUAAAUGUAAAAAUAUUAGGAAAAACUGAUGAUAAAAUUUAUUAUUUUGCUGAAGUAAAUAAAAAACGUGGUUUUGUGCCUGCAAAAUUAAUCAAAGAAACAAAUGUUCAUUUUGAUGAAACCAAACUUGAUAAAGUUCAAUUUGAUUUUGAUGAAUAUGAAAAAUCAUUAAAAUCAUCUAUUUCGAUUGUUGAAUCUGGUUCGGAUAUUCUCGACGAUAGUAAUAAUGGUCAAAUUAAUGAUUCAAUUGUAUUGAGCAGUUCUUCUAAUGUUGAUCAUCAUAAUCAAGUGCCCAAUGAUUCAUCAAUAUCACAACAAUCAUCGGCAACACCAUUUGUUUAUUCACAAAAAGUUACUGUUAUUGAUGGAACUACUAUAAAUGAAGAUCUUCUUGGUGGAUUAAACACUGCCACACCAUCACCAACAUUUGUUCAAAAUCCAGUUACAAAAACAGCAACGAUUGAAGCAAAUUUCAGCAAUAUUAUUGAUAAUGAACUUGAUUCGAAAAAUGUUAACAAUCAAAAUGAAAGUGAAUUAAAUAAACAACAUGGAUCAUUAUUAAAACAAUUAGGUGAACCUAUGGUUGUCGUUCAAAAUUCUACUGUCGAUUCAACUGUUCAAGAUGAUGUUACUGUUUCUGGUGAAGAUUCAUCCGAAAUUGUUGAAUCAUUAGAUGCUGUUCACAAUUCAACUUCUAAUGUAGUCAAUGAAGAAAAAAAUGAUAGCAAUAAAGAAUCAACAAAGAAUUCAACAUUAGUAGCCGAUGAAAAUGAAGUUAAAGUUGAAGAAAAUAAUGAUGAUAAAACGGUGCAACAAGAAAUGAAAAUUUCUGAACCUGAAGCACCAAUCAAUUCAGAUUCGGUCAACAACAACCAGAUACCAAAAACUAAUGAUUCGGAUGUUUUAAAAGCUGAAACAGUAAUGAAUGAAACUUUGAAUGAAAAUCCAUCGAUACAAGAAGAAAAAAAGGAAAAUUCAAAUAACCUCGAGGUUGAUAAAAUUAAUGAUAAGGUAGCUGCUGAAUCGGCUAAAAAUGAUUCGCAAACUACGAUUGAACAGCAACAAACUGUUGAACAAGCAUCACAAUUGCCUGUUAGUAAUGAUAGUAAUCAACAACAACAACAGCAAAAAAAUGAUGAUUUUCAACAAGAAAUCCAUCGAGCAAAAAGAGAUUCAGAACAACAACAACAGACGGAAAAAGUUGAAGAAAAUAAUCUCAAAGAUGCAAGUAAUAAUCAAUCUUCGAUAUCUUCUUCUAACAGCACUGUGGAUAAUAACAACAACAACGAUAAUGUUGAUUCAAUAUCAUCUUCAUCACAAACCUCGUCGCAGCCGAUAGCCGCUGCAGACAUUCCACAAAAUUUACAUCAGCAAAUUCAUCCUCCAGCUCAUCAUCAUCAUCAUCAGCAACAACAAGCAUCACCACCAACAAAUGUUGAUUCUUCCAAAAUCAAUCCAGAAUUGAAUGAACAAAAUGUACAACCGGUUAACAAUAUUAAUCAACAAGUCGAUAGUAAUAAUAAUCUUCCUCCUCAUCAGCCUCAUUUGCAUCCAAAAUUGAUUCAACGUACUCAUGUUGAAGAUUUAAAAGAUACAGUUAAUGUUGAUCCAUUGAAUAAUCCUCAGCCGCCGCCACCACCAAUACAACAGCAACAACAACAAAUUCAUUCUACACCAGAAUCGUUACCGGAAUCACCAAAUUCCAAUAAAGAAUAUUCAAAUGAAAAUCAUCAUUCGCAAUCAACUGCAAAUUUUCAUGCCGAAGGAAGUGUUUUAAAUUCAAAACAUAAACCAUUUGUAGAGAAUAGACCAGCACCUAUCGAUAAUCAAAAUCAACAACAACAACAACAAUCAGUUGUAUCGGAAAGAUUAUUAGUAAAUCCGGUUAUACAUUCGGAACAAUAUCAACCACCAGUUAAUAGUAAUAUAUUUAAAAGAAAAUUAUUAGCCGAAAGAGUUGGAUUUGUUAGUGUUAUUAUGGAGAUAAUACCGGAUGAAGUGGAACUUUUUUUCGAAAGUUUUAAUAUUUCAUUACAUGCAAUCAUAUUUACAUCGAUUGUUGCAUUUUUUUGGUGUUUAAUGAAAGUUUUCAUAUUUUUCGUUAGUUCAUCGAAAAAAGUCCGUGAAUUACAAGAUACAAUUUGUCAAACACAAAGAAAACUUUAUUAUUUUGAAGCAGAAAAAGAUAAGAUCAAAGAAGAAUAUGUUCUUUGUCGUGAUGAGUAUUCUUGCUAUAAAGAUAAUCUUCAUCGAAUUGAAAAACGUAAAUAUCAAUUGGAACAAGAAAAUGAAAAACUAAAGACUGAAAUUGUAGGUUUGAAAAAAGAUAAUUCAUCAUUGAAAAUUCAAGCCGAAUCAAAUCCAAUAAUUAGUUCGAAAUUAGAUCAAAUUUCAUUGGAAUUAAAUAGAUUUAAACAAGAAAAUAAUGAAUUAUGUUCGAAAAUUGUCGAACUUGAAACACAAAUCGAUCAGAAUUUGACGACUAUCAAACAACAAGAACGAGCUGCUCGUGCUGAUAAAGAAGAGAUUGACAACCUGAAUGAUCAAUUAAUGACAUUGAAUGAAGAGAUAGAAAAAUUAAACGAAACAAUCAAAGAAUUGGAACAACAAUAUAAUAUUGUACAAUCGGAAAAUCUUGAUCUUAAAGAAUUACAAAAUAAACUUAGUGAAGAAUUAAAAGAAAUGAAAGAUGAUUUACUUUCGUCGGAAGAAAAAGCUAGAAAUUUUGAAAAUGAUUAUAAAUCAAUGGAAUCGAAAUUGAAAACAAGUGAAGAAAAAAUGGCUACAUUUAUGAAAGAAAUUGAAAAUAAAAAUUCCGAAAUUAUUUCAAUGCAAACAUUAUUGAAUAAAUUGAAUAAAAAUUUAACAAAAAGUAAAGAACAUGUUCGUCGUCGACAAAGAUCCGCUACUAAUAUGAAUGGUGAUCUUGCUAUUGAUGGUGUUAAUGGUGAUGAAGAUUUAAUCAAUAAUACAAAUGAUGAUGAUGAACAAAAUAUUGAAGGUGGUGGUGAAGAUUCAAUUUGUCUGCAAGAUGUUAUACAAUUACAACUUCGUUUAACACAAAUGGAAACAGAAAAAGAACAAUUUAGACAAAAAUUUGAAACAGUACAAAAACAAUUACAAGAUAUAACAGAUGAAAUAGAAUCAACAAGAAAAUUAAAUCAACAAUUAAAACAAAAUGCUGAAAAUGCAUUACAAGAAAAAUUUAAAGCUAUAACCGAAUUAGAAGUAUUGUCCAAAUAUUAUAAAGAAAAAGAAUUGGAAUAUGCUAAAGAUAUUGGUGUACAUAGAGUUAAACAAGAACAACAAAAUGAAGAUGUUGAAUCAUUAUUAUCAAAAUUAAAUGUUACCGAAGAAGAAAAUACCAUUAUAAAAGAUCAAUUAAAAUCGAUAAAAAAAGAAUUAGAAGAAACUGAACGUCGUUAUAAAAGUCAAUUAAAUCAAUUGGAAAAACAUUCACAUGAAAAUUGGAUAGCUGCACGUUCAGCUGAACGAAAAUUAGAGGAAACAAAAGCUGAAGCUUCUGCCUUACGACAAGCCUUAUCACAAUCGGUAAAAUCUCCACCGCCGGGUGAAUUUUCUUUUGGUGGUUAUUUAGACGAUACGGCUAGUUCGGUUAGUUCAAUACCUGAAGCUCUUAAUACUUCAUUACCGGUACCACCACCACCGCCUCCACCAUUUCCGUUUCCAUCGAUAUUUGGUUCAACAAUACCUCCACCACCACCACCGUCUCAAGUUUUAGGAACACCAUUGACCAAUCCAGCGGCAAAUCUAUUCGAUCUGAAUGAACAACAUAAUGCAGCUGUUCAUGCAGCUGCUACAAAUUCCUCUUAUUGGAAUUCACCAUCCGCUGUUGCUGCUCCAGUUACUGCUCAAGCUCCAAUUAUUCAAGCUCAAAGUUCCAAUACAUCGAAUACAUUUGCAUUUGAUCCAUCCAAAAAUAUUGCAUCUACCGAUAUAAAUAUGACAUAUACACAGAUAAAUCCAAUGUCUCAUCAUCAACAACAACAACAACAACCACCAUCGCAGCCUUCCAAUUCUAAUAUUCAACAACAACAACAACCACAGCAAUAUAAUACUAACAAUUCGUAUGGUGGUUAUUAUCCAAGUGGCGGUCAUCAACAACAACAACUGCAACAACAUUCGUUUCAUUCCAGUCAAUUGGAUUUGACACGGAAUACUUAUUCACCUGCAUUAUCUCAACGUUCAACGCAUACACCUUUGACUACGGUCAAUCCGAAUGCAAUUAAUCAUCAUUAUGAUAUGCAAAGAGCUUCACAAUCUAAUCCAUAUGUAUCGCCACCACAGCAACAACAACAACAACAACAGCCUAAUCCAAAUCCAUUUAGUUUAAAUUAUACAACAACUGGCUAUACUCAACAACAACAGCCACCACCAUCUACAAAUGAUGUUUAUUCAAAUUCUCAUCAUCAUCAACAACAACAACAGCAAUCAUAUAAUAUUGGUGGACAUCAACAACAACAACCUGUGAUCGAUCCAAAUAAUACAAUGCAUUCAUCAUAUUCUUCUUCUUCAACACAACAACAACAACAACAACAAGGAACAAAUUAUACGACACAUCAGCCAUCAAUAUCAAAUCAAUCAAGACCACAAUCGGUCCAUAAUCAGAUGGUUUAAAAAUGAUGUUUGAUGAAUGUGUUAAUUUGAAAGAGUUUUUCUGAAUGUCCCAAUUUUACAUUUAUGUAGGAAAUGUUUUCUUUUUUC